This is a messenger RNA of Orbicella faveolata, 3836 nucleotides long. RefSeq lists its product as uncharacterized. The record is from RefSeq and is a predicted model, not a curated record. Gene Ontology annotation, molecular function: protein binding. NCBI's taxonomy places the organism in Eukaryota, Metazoa, Cnidaria, Anthozoa, Scleractinia, Merulinidae.
GUUAAGUAGAAGAGUUAAUCCAUGUUUACAGUAAGUCCAGCAAGGUCUCAUGACCUGCUUUCCACCUCUUUAUGGGUAACUUCUACUAGAAGAAUACCACACAUUUAAUUAGUUAGUCAUGAAGUUUAAUGUGGUCAGACUAUCUUUUUGGGGGAGGGAGACUAGACUGGACUCUAGACAGUGGUGUUACAAAUGUAGCCUUGAUUAAAAAAUGUUACUGAAUAGACCAAUCUUAUCAUUUUUAAUUGACGAUCACUGUUUGCACUCAUUUAGAUAAUUAUUUUAGUUAGAGGAAUUUAAAUUCCCAGGCAUAACAUUUAACAGUGGAUGGCUGUAAUCAAAAAUAAUUUUACAACAGUUAUAUCAUAAUGGUAAGUAUUUAUUAAGUGUUCAGUGUUGUCAAGAUUCUUUACAAAAUUUUACUAAUGCCCAUCACUUUUUCCUUGUUCCUAUGUAUAAUUUCAUAGAUUUGAUGAAAGUGGUUUACCGACAACUGGGACUAAUUUACAGUUGACAUCAGGUUCUAUUGGUUCUGAAGAAGAGUUCAACAUGGCAAAUGGUGAUGCAAGUAGUUCUGACUCAGCUCCGUCAGUGACAAAUAGACCAGCUCUGCAGCAGUUUAGAAAACAAAAAGAACAGGCAGCUGUUGAAGCCACAUUGGAACCAAAGCCCAUCAGAGCAGCUCCACCAACUCAAACCAAACCCAGGAAAUACGGCGACGAGCGGAAAAUUUUGGAGACAACUAAUGCAGGACCUCAUCGCCCAUCAAUCCAAAGAGGAGGGAAGUGGUACAAGGAGAUGUUCAAAGAAUUACAUUCAAAUGCAGGAACCUCCUCGAAUCUGUCGGGGUUACUCGCUAGUGAUGUCGCCAAGGGAACAGUGAGAGAGUACGAAGGCGGUUCUGGUUCUUCAACGCCACCAAGGAGCGCGUCUCCGUCUCCUGACUACAGAGACAAUGAUGUGUUUUCAAGGAGGACAGAUUAUGUCAAUGAAGUUCCGGUUAGAAGUGCUAACACAAGUAACGUGUCGUCGCAGCCUACCCCAGCAUGGUCCAGUGACGAAAACGAUCGAAAACCUUCCUGGCAGCAGACCGGCGAGAGAAAACCGUCACGGCCGAGCCAGAGUCAUGUUCCAGCGUGGUACAAGGAUAUGCAGAAAGGAGUUGAGGUGCCAGUGCAGACGAUUGAAGAACCAGAGUCUUACAUUGUUCACAAGAAGCCAUCUUAUGCAAAUGUCGGCGAGGAGAGAAGAUUUCAGGAACCAGUCUCCACAGCGCCUACGACGAUGAACGUGUCUCCAUCUUACUUAGACCAAAGGAGAUCUCCAGGAUCUGUGACAGUUCAGAUGGAAGAGAAAUACCAGCCUCCCAGUGCGACAAGUUUGUACGAGAGUCGCUUCCAAAGAAGGCCACCGGGUCCAACACGAACUGCCUCAGAAGAACUACAAAUCCGACAACAACCUCCAUCAGACGAAGAUCUGUUGAGAAGACGAGAGGAGGAGGCCGCACGCAGAAGGAGGGAGGAAGAAGAACAGAGACGAAGAGAAGAAGAGGAGAGGAGAAGACGGGAAGAGGAAGAUGAAAGGUUGAGGAGGAGUCAGGAAGAAGAACGAUUGAGGAGAGAGUACGAGGCUGAACUAGAAAGGAGAAGAAGAGAGGAGGAAGAAACUGCCAGAAGAGAAGCCAAUAAACCACAGUUCCUGGCCAGGGCUUUGUACAGCUUCCAGGGUCAGACAGAGAAAGAGCUGUCAUUCAGAAAAGGCGACAUCAUCGCCGUGAGAAGACAAGUGGACAAGAACUGGAUUGACGGAGAAUUAAAUGGAAGGCGUGGAAUUUUUCCUACAAAUUAUGUCGAGAUUCGACCUGCAGAUGAGGAGGAAGAGGACGAGGAACCACCCCCACCCCCACCCACUCAAAAACAAACUCCACGAGUCCAAGUUAGUGUUAUACAACCACAGACACAACCACAGCAACACCAACAGCCAACAACUUUCACUCAACCCCAGGCUCAACAGAUUUCCCCGCGGCCUUCUGCUCAACCAGCAACACAAUCUGUGACUUUGGAGGGGGAGGCACGGGUGAGGUACAGCUUCAAAGCGGAGACACAAAGAGAGCUGCCUUGUAGUAAGGGAGAUAUUAUAGCUUUAGUUCGCAAAGUGGAUGCCAAUUGGUACGAGGGACGGGUGGGUGACAGAAAAGGAAUUGUACCUUCAAGCUACUUAGAGGUCUUCAGAGAACCUGAGGUUAAAGUCAUUCGACAAGAACAAAUACGACAAGAACAAAUACAGCCGGUGCAAUCAGCACGUGCGGAGCAGGCUCCUGAUUUCGGAAGACCAGAACCCAGUCACGAAUUCAGACAGCAGGCAACAGCGCCAAUAUUCGACAUUAAGGUUUUCUUUUUUGUCGCCAGUCUCCCCGGGGCCAUGUACUCAGGCCAGGCCGCUCCUGUUAAACACACGCAAGUGAAGUAUAUCGAGGAGCCAGAGGAGCCUCACUUCAAUGCUGGUGGAAUUGUAGCACAUGCAGUCAUCGAUGAGCCGAUAAGAAUAGGCCACGAGCAAGGGGAAAGGUACCUCGCCUUGUUCAGUUACGAACCUGUUAAUGAAGAUGAGUUGCGCCUUGAGGAAGGCGAUGAAGUGAUUGUCCUGGAGAAAUGCGACGACGGUUGGUUUGUGGGUACGUCUUCUCGCACGCACUCAUUUGGAACUUUUCCUGGUAAUUACGUAAAAAGAGUUGGCUAUUGAAGAUUGCAAAAAAGAACAGCAGAAAGCCAGUGACGUUGCUUUCCGCGUGGUGACGUAAGAGAGGAAAAAGACAGUUACCACUCCGCCCUACCACCCUCAACCUUCGUUUGUCCCAUCUGCGCUUUUAUGAACAUGCUAUAUGGCUUUUAUAUGGAUUAUAUAUAUUAUUUUGAGAUUAAGAUACUGCGAGAUGGGUAAAACUGUGAACUGCUCUCUUUUAUGAGAGUCAGUUUGUUAUCACGGCAAUAUACAGCAUGUACAGUGUUUUUAUUGGCCUCUAAGUAAGAAAGGAAUUUGAUCUUCAAGUAUAAGUCUGUUACAUGUAGUUCAGGUCUUGUCACGCAGCGCCACCAAGCGCGUUGCGUGACAGAGCGCGACAGAGCGUGACAGAGUGGCAGAACUGGACCAAAUUACAUUAAGCUAUCUAGACACUAUGUAAUAUCUGACAAUUUCUUUUCUAGUGGAGAUAAAAAUGAAAAUAUUUUAAUCGUGCUUUUAGAUACACAUACUUAGGGAAUUUAUAUCAGGAAUUAUUGGAAGAGAUCUUUUUACCUGUUUUCUACUGGACUGUUUGACUUCUGUAAUGCAUUUUGAGAAUGGCGAAUUGACUUUUUCAUAGCGUUUGUGCUUUGCAUGUAGAUAAUACGCAACUAGGCUAAAAGAUCAGGAGGUCAUAGAGUGCUUGCUCCUGUUUUGAGGGAGCAAUGCCUUGGGAACAAGAGUGUCUAAAGUGACAGGCGAUCAGAGACCAAGAUGAAACAAGAAAGAUAAAAGCUUUGCGAAUUUCCAUAAGCAAGAAACAAUUGGGGACUGGAUCCGAAUUGGUCAGUGCCAUGUCACAUGGUACCCAACAUACUGCCUCGUCUGACGAGCGUGGUGGCCUGUGGUAUUUAGGACAAAAUUGUUUAUCAGCGAACAAAGAUUUUGUCGGAAGUAAAACCUAUAUUUUAUACAAUUUCCAAGGUAGCCUACUGAAUGUUUUGUAAAGUAUGUGAAAUUAAAAGACUGAACAACAAAACUAUUAGCCACUGUGUACGAUCAAUUUUAAUUUUUAAUUUAGCAUUUCAUUUUUGUAAUAAAACAGUCUGAUUUUA